UGAAAUUUAGAAUCUGCGCAUAUAAAUACAUAAAACCCUAUUCGAUCUCUUUCUUCUCCAAUCUAAGUUGCAGAACCAUGGCCAAAACUCUCUACUGCAAUUUUUUUUGAUCUUUUCUUUUACUUUUUCUCUUCGUAAUCGCUGGUUCGAGAAAUGGAGAAUCCGGUGGGUUUAAGAUUCCGUCCGACCGACAAGGAGAUCGUCGUCGAUUACCUCCGACCAAAAAACUCCGAUAGGGACACGAGUCAUGUUGAUCGAGUCAUUAGCACAGUCACUAUCCGUAGCUUCGACCCUUGGGAGUUACCUUGCCAGUCUAGGAUCAAACUGAAAGAUGAGUCUUGGUGUUUCUUCAGCCCUAAGGAGAACAAAUAUGGCAGAGGUGAUCAACAAAUUAGAAAAACGAAAUCUGGUUACUGGAAGAUUACUGGCAAACCAAAGCCUAUCUUGCGUAACCGCCAAGAGAUCGGUGAGAAAAAGGUUUUGAUGUUUUACAUGAGUAAGGAACUUGGUGGAUCCAAAUCCGACUGGGUUAUGCACGAGUACCAUGCUUUCUCUCCUACUCAGAUGAUGAUGACAUAUACAAUAUGUAAAGUUAUGUUUAAGGGUGACGUGAGAGAGAUUUCUUCUUCUUCUGCUUCUUAUGGUAGUGAAAUUGAGCAGAGUCGUGACUCUUUAAUCCCUCUUCUUGUGAACGAUUCUGAGGAAGAAGCUCAAAUCGAGGAUGCUAUACCAAUAGAGGAAUGGGAAACAUGGUUGACUGAUGAUGGUGUUGAUGAGCAGGUGAAUCAUAUUAUGAAUAUGAAAGAUGAUCGCAACAACCACAGGCCUCAAAAGCCAUUGACUGGUGUCUUGAUUGACGAUAGUAGUGAUGAUGAUGAUGAUUCUGAUUUGCUAUCUCCAACAACAAAUUCUAUUGAAAAUUCGAGCACUUGUGAUAGUUUUGGUAGCUCAGACCAAAUCAACUUAGUGUCACUAACUCAAGAGGUGAGCCAAGCUCUGAUAACCAGUAUUGAUACACCCGAGAAGAUUAAGAGUCCUUAUGAUGAUGCACAAGGGACUGGGGCUGGAGGGCAAAAAUUGGGUCAAGAGACUCGAGAGAAGAAACGAGCUGGUUUCUUUCACAGGAUGAUACAAAUAUUCGUCAAGAAAAUUCACCAAUGUUCUUCUAUCUCAAGAACAUAAUAGCAGUAAAUGAGAUCAAAAACACCAUUUGUACUUUCCAAAAUCUUGUUUUGCUAUGUAUAUCUUGUUUUGUAACUUUUCCAUAACUGUAUGUGUGUCUUAAUAUAUAAAGAUGGUGAAACUGUGAUAAGAAAGUGGUUAGAGAAGACAAAUUUGUAUCAGUUGACUUAACAAUGUCUAUCUUGUUUUGUAACUUUCUCAUCUUGUGUGUCC
This is a messenger RNA of Arabidopsis thaliana (thale cress), 1395 nucleotides long. It is a transcript of the gene NAC048, whose product is annotated as NAC domain containing protein 48. NCBI's taxonomy places the organism in Eukaryota, Viridiplantae, Streptophyta, Magnoliopsida, Brassicales, Brassicaceae. Gene Ontology annotation, molecular function: DNA binding. The transcript is spliced from 6 exons. Gene Ontology annotation, cellular component: nucleus; membrane. Bases 154 to 1182 code for a protein of 342 amino acids. The record is from RefSeq and is marked reviewed. Gene Ontology annotation, biological process: regulation of DNA-templated transcription; DNA-templated transcription.